GAAAUGGGCAUUUCUUUUUGGUUAAGAACUUAAAGAGGGAACCAACCAACCGAGGCCCAAAAUACCUAUGCACAUAAGGCUCUCCUCGUAAGAGCGACAAACUCGAGCUGCCUCUAUUCCUUCCUAUUUUCAGAGAGGUGAAGUGAGAUGGCCACUGGUGGUCUAAAGAGCCUGUUGUCCACGGCAAUCACUACUGGGGUGACUGAGGCUAGGGCGAGGAUAUUUGGGCACAUACUUAACCCAACAGGCCAGAAAUCUGCCCAUAAGAUUUUACGCAAGAAGUUGAUUGGUGAGAAAGUUGCCCAGUGGUACCCGUAUGACAUCAAGAAAGAUGACCCCAAAAUCAUGGCUAUGGAAGAACAAGAGCGAUUAUCCAAGCUUGAAAUGUUGAAGCGUCGAGGAAAAGGACCACCCAAGAAGGGUCACGGAAGGCGUGCUGCCAAGCGUAACAAAAAGUAGUAUUUUGAUAUGCUAAAAGUGGUUCUUGAGUAGUGUUUUGAAUAAAAAGAUUACUAGUAUGGACGUUCUGUAACUUUUUGUUCUUUUAAGUUCCUUUCAUUUUUCUUGCCCCACUUUGUAAAGAUGAUAUUAUUCUAUCCAUGGGAAUAUUUUGUUUAGCAAAACAUUUGGCAUUCAACACUUUCCAGGCUUCGGCUGAUAUAAGCAGGUUUGAGAUUUCAACUUA
Messenger RNA from Prunus persica (peach), 685 nucleotides. RefSeq names its product 28S ribosomal protein S33, mitochondrial. The transcript has 3 exons. Gene Ontology annotation, cellular component: mitochondrion. Lineage: Eukaryota; Viridiplantae; Streptophyta; Magnoliopsida; Rosales; Rosaceae. The record is from RefSeq and is a predicted model, not a curated record. The coding region runs from base 148 to 459 and encodes 103 amino acids.